AGUCUAAACUGGAAAAAUGGCGGGAGCUUUGGGUCCGGCGGUCGACGCCGCUCGGCUGGACGAAACGAUAGCAACGGGGACAAGCAGCCAGGCCCCGGUCCCCACUGCUCCCCGAGAGGACUUCCGAGUGCGCUGUACCUCGAAGCGGGCCGUGACGGAAGUUCUAGGACGGUGCGGCCGCUUCGUGCGAGACCUCGGGGACGCGCUGCCUGAGGAGGUUCGGGAGGCCGCGCUGCGAGAUAUGCAGUGGACUUUCGAAUCAGCUAUGCAAGAAAAUGUCAGCAUUAAUGGGCAAGCUUGGCAGGAAGCUUCAGAUAGCAGUUUUAUGGAUUCUGACAUCAAAGUACUUGAAGAUCAGUUUGAUGAAAUCAUAGUAGAUAUAGCAACAAAACGUAAGCAGUAUCCCAGAAAGAUCCUUGAAUGUGUUAUCAAAACCCUAAAAGCUCAACAUGAAAUUUUGAAGCAGUAUCGCCCUGUUGUACAUCCAUUGGACUUAAAAUGUGACCCUGAUCCAGCUUCUUGUAUGGAAAAUUUGAAAUGCAGAGGAGCAACCAUAGCUAAAGAGAUCAGUGAAGCCAUGAAGACUUUGCCUGUAUUGAUUGAACAAGCUGAUGGAUUUUCUCAGGUUUUAAGGAUGCAGCCUGUUAUCCAGCUCCAGAGGAUCCACCAAGAAGUCUUUUCUAGUGGUGACUGGAAACCAGACCCUAAACCUGAGAGCUCUGUGACAUCGAUAGAAACCACACCCACAACCACUGCUCCCAGGCCAGCCUCUGGUGUGGUACUGAAAAGAAGGCGACCUUCAGACUGCCCCCAGAGAAAGUGGUAUCCAUUGCGGCCCAAGAGAGUUAACCUGCAUACGUGAAACUCUUUGCUCGCUUGGGGAGUUGGAAAUAGGGUCUGUGAACAUUUGCAUUACAGCCUACGUGCCUAGACAGGGCUUCAUUUAAAACAUUCAAGUAACUCUUACAAAAAUAUAACUCUCUGCUAGGAUAUGGUAUAGUAUAUUUUUUCACUCAUCAUUUGAUCUGUAGUAGAUGAGUAGUAUUUUUUAAUUACAAUUUUUAAAAAUACGGGCACAAAGCACAUCAGUGGACAUUAAAUGCAAAUUGGUACUGUGCUUAAAUGCCAUCAGUUCUUGGCUGCCUUGCAGCUUUUGUGAAAUUCCAUGAGAAGCCUAUUCUGCUGGGUUUCCCUCAGGGCUUUUUUCCCUUUAGGAGGAGGGCUGCAUAAUAGUUAUUUAGUGCUGAAAACAAAUCAGUUCUACACAACAGCUGCUUUUCUUUUUAGAUGCAGCUAUUUUAUUUAUUUAUGAUGCUGAGUUUUGAACCCAGGGUCUUGGGCAUGUAAUACAUGACCUUUACCACUGAGCCCCCAUCCCUAAGUGCAGUUUAUCAAACUCAUGCAGAUGCCAAGGCCAGCUUUGGCUUUGUUAUUCUAAAUUCAGCUAAUUUGCAUUUGUGGGAUUAAUUUUAAUUUUGGAAGUUUUUUUUUCUGGUAAGACAGCUGUUAUUUUUUUUAAGACAACUAUUAUUGAUCCAAGAUUUUUUCUUUUUUUUUUUUUUAAGAAUUAGUCUGAAACCUAAGCAUGUAGCCUGUAUCUCUUGCCCAUACUUUUGUAAUUCAUAGACCUUUUACACAAGUUGACAUGGAGCUAGUAAUUUCUAUUUAGGAGUCUUCAUUUCUUUCUAGGUAGGGCCUUCCAAUUGAAAAUAUUUAUCAGAUUGAUACACAACAGAUUGUCAUUGUGCAGCAAUUGCAGUCAUUCUGAACUGUUUCUUGUCUAAGGAUGCUUGUAUAUCAGAGUUAUAAUCAUUGAUAGAGGCCCCAAAAAGCAUCCUGUCUACACUUUAGACCUU
Messenger RNA from Octodon degus (degu), 1856 nucleotides. RefSeq names its product NSL1, MIS12 kinetochore complex component (gene Nsl1). NCBI's taxonomy places the organism in Eukaryota, Metazoa, Chordata, Mammalia, Rodentia, Octodontidae. The transcript has 6 exons. Gene Ontology annotation, cellular component: MIS12/MIND type complex; kinetochore. The record is from RefSeq and is a predicted model, not a curated record. Bases 17 to 862 code for a protein of 281 amino acids. Gene Ontology annotation, biological process: mitotic sister chromatid segregation.